UUUAAAAUUAUUGAGGAACUGGCAUACUUUUUUCCACAGUGGCUGUAGGAAUUUACAUUUCCACCAACAGUGCAUGAGUGUUCCUUUUUCUCCACAUUCUCAUCAACGCUUGUUAUUUCUUGUCUCGUCGAGUCCAGCCAUUCUGAGAGGUGUAAGGUGGUAUCUCAUUGUGGUGUUGAUUUGCAUUUCCCUGAUGAUGAGUAAUGUUGAACAUCUUUUGAUGUGUCUGUUGGCCAAGGGAAAUUAAUUUUCAAUAAAAAGAUGCAAUUUUGGGGGUGCCUGGGUAGCUCAGUUGGUUAAGCGUCUGACUAUUUCGGCUCAAAAAUUAAAAAAAAAUUUUUUUUAAGUAUAUAAUUUGAGGUGCCUGAAUGGCUUGGUUGGUUGAGCAUCCUACUUUGGCUUGGGUCAUGAUCCCGCAGUUUGAGAGUUCAAGCCCCACAUCCAGCUUACUGCUUGCUGUCAGCUCUGAGCCCAAUUCGGAUCCUCUGUUCCUCUUUGUCUCUGCCCCCCUCCCUUGCUUGCACUCUCUCAAAAAUAAAUAAGCCUUUAAAAAAAUAAAAAGUAUGCAAUUUUUGUUACUGCAUUUAUGAAAAAAUUCAUUUUUUAAUUUUUUAAAGUUUAUUUAUUUUGAGAGAGAGAGAGAGAGCACGCAUGUGAGUAGGGGAGAGGCAGAGAGAGAGGGAAAGAGAGGGAGACAGAGAAUCCCCAGCAACUGACAAUGCAGAGCCUGCAGGGCUUGAACUCAUGAACAGUGAGAUCAUCACUUGAACUGAGAACAGUAAGAUCAUCACCUGAGCUGAAACCAAGAGUCCGAUGCUUAAUUGGCUGAGCCAUCCAGGCGCCCCUAUGAAAAAAUUCUUUAAGUGGAUCUGAAGUUUUCAUCAGAACUUCAAAUGGGUUAGUGGCCCAGAAGAGUUUCAUCAUUGUUUAUCUGGUUGAUUUCAACUUCCCAACAUCUUAUCUUCACGACUACAGUCCUCUGAUAAGGGCUAAAGAAAAACAAAAUCAUUGAAGGUUACACAAAUAAACUGUUCUCCUUCUGGUAAUGGGGAACUAUUUUGUUGUAGACCAACCCUUGUAACAACAACACCAAUAACAACACUAGCAAGAGGAAGUUGGUUUCAAAGCAUUGGGGAGCUAUCAUGGCACUGAAGAUUUGAGGCACAUGAAGGUAACAACAUAACCAUGAACAUGAUGGAUCCAUGUUUAUGGAUCCAUGAACGGUGAUCAGCCAUUCUUCCUCUAAUUUCUUGGAAUUAGGUAAUCCCUAGAAUCUUGAUGUAAUCCCAAAGGAUCAUCUGAAGAAUGACUUAUAUGAAAUUUCUUAUCAUCCAGUGGUAUUAUAGGAAACAACAAUAAUAAUCUCUUAAAUUGAAAAUAAUGAGAUGCUCUAUAUUUUGUAUUGUGAGUCUGUAGACCAAAAAUAUCUUAAACACAUUUGUGUGGGAAAAUAUCGGAGUCUAAAUAUCUCUUAGAAGGUAGUGCUUGCCUCCACCUAUUGAUUAAGUUGUCUUUAUCUAAAUUCUUAAACAGGAGAAUCAAACUGGGUCUGCUUAGUUCAAUCAUGGACAGUAAUUUUCAAAAGGGCAACACAGUGCUGUUUUCUUAAAAGCAUUUGUUUCAAAUUGCUGAUUCACUCCUGAUGUCCCCUUCAAAAGAGUUCAGGUCAAAAGGACAAUAUGCAUUUUGACUCUAAUAGUAUGUGAUUUUAUUUUCAAUCCAUACAAGUUAUUAUCUUUUCCAUUGCUAGUUUUUGCAUGACUCCCUUAUUAGACUCAAAUAUCCCAUAUUUGUCUGUACAUCUGACCUGAACCUACAAGUCUCCUUUUGAUCUAAUCUCCCAUUCUCCCUAUUAAUUUUUCAUUUUGUUUUUUGUUUUGAUCCUGUUUGCCUUUGCUCAUAUCAUCUCAGCGCUCUAUUCAAAGUCUUGCUACUGUAAUCUAGAAAUGUAUAAGGAAUGAAAAGAACAAAAGAAAAUGGAGCACAGGGUUGCCAGUGGUCAAGAGCAGAAAGUAACUUAGGGAGCACAUACCGGAGAUGGGCAAUGAGCAAAUAGGUCUUUAAACUGAUUUUCCUACAUAUAAAGUUUACAAAUUUUCUUUGGACCAUCUCAUACCUUGGGUUUGUGUUUCUUUAUCUCUGAGGGGAACUGGAGGCAGAUGCAUAUGUUUUAUAACCACUUCUCCUUUCCCUCUUACGACUUGUUGUAUCUCUCUAACCAACCCCAGGGAGAAUUUCCUGGGCUUUUACUACUGUUCUCAAUAUCUAUUUUAUCAUUCACUGUAACUAUGCCAUCACUUUAAAAGCUUGUUGAGUACAGUAUGCACCUAUUCAUAUUAGGAUUUUUUUUUUUUUGUAUUCAAGACUUCCCACUUGAGAAUGUGGAGAUAUUUGUGAUAUUAAUAAAGAGAAAGGUCUACAUUCUAGAGACUGUAUGUUUUGAAGGAUCCCCAAGCUCCUGAGUAAUUAGAAGAAAUUAAUGAAGGCUGUCUUUGAUGUUAUACCACUUCAAGCUCCCCCUUACCUACUCAGGGAGAUAAUAAAAGAUGACUAACCUAUGCCCAAUAUUGGUCUUGAUGCAAUAAGAAUGUUUCAUCGCUUUGCAGAUAGAUUCCAGAAUCUUCCAUUUUGCAGUCAUAUUCCUGAGCAAUGUCUGUAGAUCUUUAUGUAAUUUCUAUAUUAACCCUUAUUACUGAAGCCAUAUCUAGUCAAUCAGACUUUUGCUUACUUCUAAGACCCUCUUCAAUACAUGGAUUAAAAUUUACAUAGAAUCAAAUUUGGCUUGGGAGCACUUAAAUUAAGGCCUACAAAUAAAUUUCUUUUAGGGCAUAUGAAAUUUUCUAUUUUGCACACCAGAAUAGGAAUCAGAAAUCUUAUGUCAGGAAUUGACACAUAAUCUGAAAUUCAUGUCAAAGUUCCAAUGAGCAGUUUGGGAUAUGUUUCUCAAUUUCCUCUUAUUUCUCCUAGUAUUUUUAAAAUAACUUGAAACUUAUCCAAACCACAACUUCUUCUUCAAGAUACAGUUUUUACCAGAAGUCCCUUAGCCUCAUAAGAGUGUUUAGCAGUUUGUCUCUGAGCUCUGACCUCUUUGACUGAAGCAGAGCUCUGGUGACAUCUUCAGAGCAAGUGGUGAAAAAGAGCCUCCUGAAUCUUCUGAAUACAGAAGAUAAUGGUACGAGAAGGGCAACCUCAAGAUAGAGAGAAAGCAGUAUGGCGGUCCCAAGUAAGAUUCUGGUCUGUUGCUGUGAUUUCCAUAGCACUCCUCAGUGCUUGUUUCAUUGUGAGCUGUGUGGUGACUUACCAUCUUACAUAUGGCAAAACUGGCCAAAGGCUGUCUGAACUACACACACACCACUCAGGUUUAACCUGCUUCAGUGAAGGGACAAGCAUGAGAGGGAAUGUCUGGGCAUGUUGCCCAUGUGCUUGGAAGUCAUUUGGUUCCAGCUGCUACUUCAUUUCUACUGAGCAGAAUUUUUGGUCAAAGAGUGAACAGAACUGUGUUGCAAUGGGUGCUCACUUGGUGGUGAUCAACACAGAAGCAGAGCAGAAUUUCCUUGUCCAGCAACUGAAUGAAUCAUUGUCUUAUUUUCUGGGACUCUCAGAUACACAAGGGAAUGACAAUUGGCAAUGGAUUGAUCAGACACCUUACAAGGAAAAUGUCAGGUUAUGGCACCAGAAUGAGCCCAAUUUUUCUGCAGAAGAAUGUGCUUCAAUAGUUUUCUGGGAAAACAGAGGAUGGGGCUGGAAUGAUGUUUUCUGUGAUACUAAGAGAAACUCAAUAUGUGAGAUGAAGAAGAUUUAUCUCUGAAUGGAACUUUAUUCACUGACACCUUUAAAGUUAAGACCUAUCAUAAAAUGAUAAUUUCCUCUUA
Molecule: messenger RNA, 3872 nt
Organism: Neofelis nebulosa (Clouded leopard)
Lineage: Eukaryota; Metazoa; Chordata; Mammalia; Carnivora; Felidae
Gene: CLEC6A
Product: C-type lectin domain containing 6A
Exons: 6
Coding region: 3170-3808 (212 amino acids)
Source: RefSeq, a predicted model, not a curated record